AUGAAAGACAUGUCUGAUUGCGAGGUUUACUAUGUCCCGUCCUUCAUAUCGGAGAAGAAAGCGGAGGAUUGGUAUGAAGAGCUGCUGUCUCUUGAAACCUGGUAUCAACCGAAGUUGAAAGUAUACGGACGAGAAGUGAUCCAGUCUCGCAAAAUAGCGGCGUACGCGACAGACCCAAAUCUCACUCUAAAGUACAGCGGCCAGGUUGUUGACAUGAACUACGAAUAUCCCCAAGUCCUUCGAGAGAUACAAGACCAGGUUGAGGAUAAAUUGGGCGUCAAAUUCAAUCACGUUAUGCUAAACUUAUACGAGGACGGCACAAUCUAUAUUGGUAAUCAUCGCGACACCCCAGAAAACAAGGUGAUCGCCAGCGUCUCGCUAGGUGCACCGAGGACUUUUAUUAUGACGCAGGACCCAAAAGCGCAAAGGCGAAAGGCCGAUCAUGCCAGCCCUUCCUCCGUUGGGAACGUCGAGCUCAGAGAUCUAACAUCUAGGCCACGUACCUCGCCGAGAUCUGAAUCAUCUUCCUCCAGAAAAUGUCCAGCAGAUUACCAGGAAACUGAGUCUACCGAAGAGCCGCCUCAGCUAUUUGUUGCCAGGAAAAGCUGGAUAUUGGCGCCAGGAUCUCUCGUCGUGAUGCAAGGAGAGACGCAAAAGUAUUGGAAGCAUGAAAUCCCCAAAGAACCGAAAGUGAAGGAAGGCAGAAUUAGUUUGACGUUUCGUCAGCUUGUGGUCGUCUCCUGA
Molecule: messenger RNA, 744 nt
Organism: Cyclocybe aegerita
Lineage: Eukaryota; Fungi; Basidiomycota; Agaricomycetes; Agaricales; Hemipholiotaceae
Source: the annotation of a GenBank genome assembly